Phragmites australis (common reed) is the source of this 1279-nucleotide messenger RNA. Its product is annotated as probable rRNA-processing protein EBP2 homolog. NCBI's taxonomy places the organism in Eukaryota, Viridiplantae, Streptophyta, Magnoliopsida, Poales, Poaceae. The transcript has 2 exons. Gene Ontology annotation, biological process: rRNA processing; ribosomal large subunit biogenesis. Gene Ontology annotation, cellular component: nucleolus; preribosome, large subunit precursor; nuclear periphery. The record is from RefSeq and is a predicted model, not a curated record. The coding region runs from base 192 to 1055 and encodes 287 amino acids.
GCGGUUUCUUCUACCGUCAGUGCCUGCGGGUUGCUGCAGGGUAAUUCAUCGCAACGGGUAGUAGGGUUUACUUGAAACGUUCCCGGUUGUGGUUUCUGUUCUCCAUUUUCCGAGUGGUUUGUGAUAUAUGAAGUGGAUGGAUUGCAUCUGUAAUCAACGAAAGCGUGGUUAGGAAGGAUUUGGUCUGUAAAAUGGUGGGGCUUGCAAGUGAAGAAGCAUUGGUUCAUGAUGAAGUUGUCAUGGAUGAUGUUGAUACUGAUGUGGAAGAAUCAGAUUCGGAAGAUGAUUCAGGGGAAGAAGUUCAUGCUACGCCUUCAGACAAAGCUAUAUACAACAAGGAGGCCAUUCUUGAGAAACUUGAGGAUAUAGCCUGGCCAGAAAAUGUGGACUGGAUGCACAAGCUCACCAUUGAGCACGACCAGGGGGAGAAAGUUGAUGUGAACGAUGAUCUUGCCCGUGAGCUUGCGUUCUACACCCAAGCUUUGGAUGGCACGAGGCAGGCCUUUGAGAAGUUGCAGUCAAUGAAGGUUCGGUUCCUCAGGCCAACAGACUACUAUGCUGAGAUGGUGAAGACGGAUGCCCACAUGCACAAGAUCAAGGGGAGGCUCUUGUCAGAGAAGAAGAAGAUUGAAGAGGCAGAGGAGAGGAAGAAGGCAAGAGAGGCUAGGAAGAGAUCAAAGGAGGUGCAGGCAGAGAAGAACAAGGAGAGGGCAAAGCAGAAGAAGGAGCAGAUUGAGUCAGUCAAGAAGUGGAGGAAGCAGAGGCAACAGGGGGGAUUUGCCAAGGGAAAUGAUGAUGGGCCAGAUUUGAAUUUUGAGGGAGAAGAAGGAUUUAAGCAAUCAAAGAAGAAGAGGCCUGGUGUGUCUCCUGGUGAUAGGUCUGGUGGUCUUGCUAAGCAAGGUAAGGAAGGAAAGAACAGGAGAUCAAGAGAUUCCAAGUUUGGGCACGGUGGUCGGAAAGGGCUGAAGAAGCAAAACACUGCUGAAACGACAAAUGAUUUCAGAGGCUUUCACCAGGGGGUCGAGUCUCAAAACAAGAAGAGAAAGAGAUUUUGAUCUGAUAUCGUAAGAAUUUGUGCCCAGUUCCUUUUGCCUUUAUUACUUUCUUGGUUGCAACACUAUUUUGCUAUGGUGUGCUAUUACCAGAAGCAAAAAUUAGCUGAGAUAAUAGUCCAGUGAAGCACUCCAAACACAAGACUUCAAGUUUUACUUCUAUUUGGUGAUGGUCCUUUUGAUUAUGGAAUGCAGAUGAAUCUUGCCAACUCCGCAAUUAUCUGAAA